Brassica napus (rape) is the source of this 393-nucleotide messenger RNA. RefSeq names its product protein PLANT CADMIUM RESISTANCE 6. The record is from RefSeq and is a predicted model, not a curated record. The transcript is spliced from 4 exons. Bases 1 to 393 code for a protein of 130 amino acids. Lineage: Eukaryota; Viridiplantae; Streptophyta; Magnoliopsida; Brassicales; Brassicaceae.
AUGGAGAAAAUGGUUAGAACUCUCAUAACAUGUUUCUUCCCGUUCAUCACAUUCGGACAGAUUGCGGAGGUUAUCGAUGAAGAAGGCGCAAGCAGUUGUGGGACGAGUGGAAUGUUGUAUGGAGUGAUAUGCUGUCUAUUAGGGAUACCAUGUGUUUACUCAUGCACAUUCCGGACCAAACUCCGAAGCAAAUACGGGCUACCGGAUGCUCCAGCUCCAGAUUGGAUCACUCAUUGCUUCUGUGAAUAUUGUGCAUUUUACCAAGAAUAUCUUGAGCUCAAGAACCGUGGUCUUGAUCCCGCCAUUGGAUGGAGUGGUAAUGUGCAAAGGCAGAGAAUGGGUCAACAACAGGAGAUGAUGGCUCCUCCCAUGGGUCAACGGAUGAUGGGUUGA